CACUCACUGCUCAACUUUCCGGCUGCGAGAUGCGUUCCUUCGUGAUUUUCGCUGCUUGCUGCUUGGCAGUCGCUUCGGGCGACAUUGGGCUGAAACUUCGUCAGGCAGCGGAAGCCCGUGCGACCAGCUAUGACGUCGGACAGCAGUCGGUAUCGGUAGACUACGCGCCGACCGUCUAUCAGGAUACCGUCGGUGGUGCUGAUGUGGCGGGAGCGGACAGUCGCUCUGAUUUUGGUGGUGCGGUCGCAUACGGUGGAGCCGCCUCGUACGCUGGAGCUGCCUCGUUCGGUGGGGCCGCCACCGGCACGUCUGGGUUCGGUGGUGAAGCAACGUCCGGUUCAACCUCGGACGAGUAUCAGGCCGGCUAUCAGGCAGGACUGCGUGCGGGAGCGUCAGCCGGUGCGUCGGCUGGUGCGUCCGCGGACUCAUCCGCCGGUGCCGGGGCCUCUGGGGCACGUUUCGGAGGAUCCAGUGCCUUCAGCGGAGCCUCGGCUUCGGCCUCUGGAAGCGGAUUCGGUGCGAACGCUGGCGCUACGGCCAACAGCGCUGCCCAGGCUCAGGUCCGCUAUGCCGCUCCGGUCGUCCAGAAGCACUUCUACUACCACGUCGCCCCGGAAGACCCGAAGGCCGCCGCCGAAGCUGAAACGUUGACCAUUACGCCGCGCAAGCACUACAAAAUCAUCUUCAUCAAGGCGCCGUCGGCCAGUGCCAGUGCCGGAGCCGCAUCCCGGGCUGCCAGCCAAACCGAGGAGAAGACCAUCGUCUACGUGCUGGUCAACAAGCCGUCCCAGGCGAAGGCGGGUGCCGUUGCCGAUGCCAGCUCGUUCUCGUCCGGCAAACCGGAGGUCUACUUCAUCAAGUACCAGGGUAAGGAUGCGGCGGGCAGCGCUAGUGCUAGUGCUGGUGCCAGCGCCUUCGCCGACGCUGGAGCAACUGCGUUCAACGACGCCAACGGAGGUGGCGCUGGGUUCAACUCCGGGUUCGGCGGUUCCUUUGCGGCUAGUGGUGCCCAGAGCGGUUCCGCCGCCAGCUACGAUCCCGUCCUCGGUGGGCGCUCGGACGUGUCCGGCGUGGCAAACGGAGCAAGCGGCUUCAAUGCUGGCUUCAACAGCGUCGAUGGUUUCGCCGGAGCUUCCGCUGGGGCGUCGGCUUCGGCUGGAGCGGUCGCUUCUGUAGGUGCUGUUGAUGAUACGGUCGUGUACUAG
Messenger RNA from Anopheles cruzii, 1205 nucleotides. RefSeq names its product fibroin heavy chain-like. The record is from RefSeq and is a predicted model, not a curated record. The transcript has 2 exons. Bases 30 to 1205 code for a protein of 391 amino acids. NCBI's taxonomy places the organism in Eukaryota, Metazoa, Arthropoda, Insecta, Diptera, Culicidae.